This is a messenger RNA of Perca flavescens (yellow perch), 1987 nucleotides long. It is a transcript of the gene fam185a, whose product is annotated as family with sequence similarity 185 member A. The transcript is spliced from 8 exons. NCBI's taxonomy places the organism in Eukaryota, Metazoa, Chordata, Actinopteri, Perciformes, Percidae. The coding region runs from base 124 to 1290 and encodes 388 amino acids. The record is from RefSeq and is a predicted model, not a curated record.
CACAGACUUGACAGCGCUGAGACCGAAUGGCAGCUUGUUAAGAUUAGUAGCUUGUGUUUAACGUUAGCAGUAACAGCAGCAGUGUGAGGUGUAGACGAGCUGGUUUACCGGAAGGUGAUAGAGAUGUUUUGUGGCUCAGCAAGUCGGCGGGGAUGUGUCCGACUUCUCCACUGCUGGUCACUCACAAUCGGUCCCAGGAGGACACUCGCUACCCCUCGCUGCCCUCUGCAUACUUCACGGUUCUUCUCCAUCUCUGCCCCCGCGAAGUCUUCAUCACAUGAUGAGGUAAACCAGCCUCUGAAGCAGUGGGAUCUGGUGGUGAGCCCCUACAGCACUGUGCGGGUACAGCUGGGCUGCAGUAUCUCCAUCCGCCCGCUGGACCCGCACGCCUUCCCCGAGGCUGACCGAGUCUUCAUCACAGUUCAUGGAACAGACACCGAGCAGGUGGUUGGUCUGGAUCACUUACAAGUCCACUAUGAUGACCAGAGCAAAGAGCUGCUCAUCGCAGCUGAGAAAGUUAACCGCAGCAUGUCGAUCGAUCUGACUGCACCUAUAAAAAGUAAUCUCCUCAUUACUACUCAGGGACAAGGCAACGUGCAAGUGAAGAACAUGGAGUGUGAUAUCUGCAAGGUGCAGACAGAGAAGGGCAACUGUUUGCUGCACUCUGUCAAGGCUCAUCAAGUUGAGGUCCAGUCCAAUGGAGGACAUGUUACAGGUGUGGGCACUAUCCAUGGCAAUGUGGACAUCAGCACAUGUGGAGACAGUGGAGUGGAUGUCAAGAAGCUUCAGGGCACCAAAAUGAAUAUUUCAACAGAACGUGGCCCUCUGAAAGUCAAAGCCAUCUAUGCUGAGUCCAGCUGUGUCUCCUCCUGCUCUGGGAGAGUAGAACUGGGACACGUACACGGUAACGCCACUGUGAAGAACGUGUCUGGAGAUACAGUUGUUGAUGGUUCGAAUAGUUUCCUGAAGGUUUCCUCUCACAGCGGAGGCAUUGAUGUCUAUGUGGGAGACGGCGGCAGUGCUGAACUCCACAGUCAGGAAGGAGCGGUUUGUGUGCGUGUCCCCUCCUCAUUGAAAGCUGGGGUGGAGCUCUGUGGUACGUCGGUGGAUAUCAGCCCAGAAGUUGUUCUGCAUGGAGUAGAAAACAACACAGCUGAAGGCCAAACCACAGUUACUGGCUAUAUAAAUGGAGAGUCCCCCAUGGACCAGUGGGUUAAAGCUCAAGCAGACAGAAACUCCGUCAGACUGAAGACACAAAGCUGGUUUGAGUCCCUGAAGCUGGGGAGCUGAGUUAUGAGCGGCAUCACUGUAGUGGAGCUUUAUACUGACUGAGCCAGAUAUUUAUUGCUGCUCCUCAAGACUGGAAGCACCUUUACCUCACUGAAGUAUUGGAAACUCAGUGCUCAGGAUAUACUGUACUUUCAAUAAAGACAUUAUGUAUAAUCUGUAAAAUAAAACGUAUAGUCUGUAUGUGUUUAAAAAAUAAAAAAAACUGGUCAUGCACUUUGGUCUUGAAAGCAUACUAUGCAACAGCACACCAGUGUUGGUUUGUGCUGAACUGUCUGAAUGUUUUUGAAUAAGAAACUGCUUGCUUGCUCAGAUUUUUUUGUGAUUUCUUGUGAUGUAAAAUAAUGCCACAAAUAAACAAUGCCACACCUUAUAAUACCUUCAGAAAAACUAAAUCCAAAUCGAAAGGAAAUUACAAAGUGUUCUGUAAACAAAAGAUAAAACAAGAUUUUAAUAUAAAGCUGUUUUUUUUUAAUUAAACAAAAAUAUUUUUAAAAAGGAAAAGACAAACACUUAUUGCACAGACAAGUGCAUAGACAAACCAAUGUUAAUCACAAAAUGUAGAAAUGUACAAUCAAUUUUAACUAACUGAAAUCUGACUGUUGAAACUGUGAGUGACACCUGAGAGUUCAAAUGUGUGCUUUGUACUUCCAUGUAUAUAGAAGUAUAACAUUUCUUAAAUAAAUAGACACCAAUGAUG